Molecule: messenger RNA, 1420 nt
Organism: Paramormyrops kingsleyae
Lineage: Eukaryota; Metazoa; Chordata; Actinopteri; Osteoglossiformes; Mormyridae
Source: RefSeq, a predicted model, not a curated record
AACAUGGUUAGUACCUGGCUGUGUUGUGGGAUAAUCUGAUUGGUAGGUUAGAUUAUGGGAUGAUCUGAUUGGUGGUGAGGGUGCAGCAGAAGGAGGAUGCUGAGGGGCAGUACCUGAGGAGCAGCAGCAGGGGGCGUCGUGGCGUGAGGCUGAAGCAGAGGAACUACAUGACUGAAGUGGGUGAUAGAAGCCAAGAGUGCAGGAUUAUGACGACAGGAUAGCGACAACUAAAAUAUAAAUAUAGCAGAAGGAAAUACAUGAACAGCCAGUAAAAGCCGACAUCCUUCCUCAAAAUGUUAAAGAAGGGAAAUUUUGAGGAUAGAUGAGAAACUCAAGAUUUCCAAGAGGACACUGAUAUGCUGUGAUGAAACUGGGCUCAGUCUUAUAGAACAGGCACAUGCCGGGCAGCACUUCAAAGGACCUUAAGGGUCUGAGCCUGAAUGCUGAGACGUGGCCAGUGAGGUCAUAGAGCUGAAGAUGUUGAGGUUUGUGGUGAUGCUGAGUUGGCUGUGGAGGUGGGGGGGUGUCAGCCAGAUGAAGACCCCCCCCCACCACCCCCGGGCAGGUAGGUGUCAGUCAGCACACAGGAACUUCACAAUCAGUUCUGCUUCCUUCCUGAGAGGUGGAGUGGGGUCAUGGGAAGGUCACCACCAGUCACCGCAUGGAACAAGUCCCGAAGCCGGCUAUGAAGUCACCAAUUUUCACAACACAUUCUGCAAGUCAGAGCAAACUACCCCACCGCACCCACAGAAGCCCGCCUGCUCCACGGCCGACAAAUCAUGGCAGGCAUGGAUUCCUGGAUCUUACAUGCUCUCCUCGUGGCUGGGCUGGUGAUACACGGGUCCAAUGCUUAUGCUUUGCCCGACAUUCAGGAAAACACUGAGGAUAUAGAUGAUGGACUGUAUAAGUUCUAUGAAGUUGGCGACAACAGCGGCGACAACAGCGGCGACAACAGCGGCGACAACAGCGAAUCACCAGCUACCACCAGUGUCACCAGCCUCGAGGCCACUCCCCCUAAGCAUAGCCCCACCCCCAACCUGAGCCCUGGGGGUAAGUCACACACUGGCUGGCUGCUGCUGGCUCUGGGAAUCGUGCUGUUGAUCUGUACGGCGCUGCUGGUGUCCACCAUCACGCUGGCCUGCCAGGUCUGGAAGCUCCACAACCAGCUCAGCUCAGUCUGCCCAGCCCACCCACCCCGUGUAAAUGCCGACGUGAUCAGGGUCGGGAAGCCCAGGGAGGUGAUGGAGACCGAGAGGGAGAAGAUGAUGGAGGAGGCCGAGAACACGGCGGAGAAAACGCUUCGCGUGGAUGCUGACGUCCAGGAGACAGGAGCCGCUGUCGACCCCACAGCUCCCCCUGCUGACCCCUCCUCAGACUGCGUCCUGAAUGUCUGACCCCACAGCUCCCCCUGCUGACCCCU